AUGGCGCUGGCUUUCGUACUUCUGAUUGGUGAAUUCAUCUACACAUGCGCUCAAGAUGUGAAGAAGUCGAAAGCUCACCCAAAGACAUUCGCCGAGGCAGCAACCACACGCCUGAAGAGGGUGUUCUCCCGGAGUGCCUUAUCCAUGUCAGAAUUUCCUGCCGCCUCUUCUGCCCUGAAGCUUGCUGUGGAGUAUGUGAACGAGAAUGGGCUCGUUCCCAACGUUAUUCUUGAGUACAUCGAGAACACAACAACAGCACUGGCUUUCCUGGACAUGAUCCAACAUGAAUGCUACCAAGCAAAACAAGGUGUUGUGGCCAUUAUGGGACCAAUCUUAUCGUCACAAGUAAAAGCCAGUAGUCCUGUGAGUACUGGGCUGUCCUUACCGCAGAUCGCCCCUGAAGCGACCGACCCCACCUUAGGGAACGCCCAGCAGUACCCCCAGCUAAUCCGCAUCUCCUGGCCAGACAGCGUGCUCAGCAAGGCUCUCAUCGACCUGCUGGAGCAUUUCAGUUGGGACCAGAUGAGCAUCUUCGUCUCCAACGAUGACUACGGCGUGCAUGGCCUGGUGGACUUUCAGCUCAUCGCAGGUGAGAAUGGAUGGCGCAUCCACACCAUACAGUCGUUCGACCCGACAGAGAAUGCUGCAGACAUCGUGGUGCAGUCACAGCUGGGUGUCAUCAAAGACACAGGAGCCCGGAUUAUUGUCCUGCACUGCCUGGCAUCAUACGCAGCUGAGAUCUUACGAGUAGCCAGCACCAUGGACAUGACAGGAGCCGGCUGGGCCUGGGUGGUCAGCGAUGGGAUCACCGGACUCGAUUUGUUUGACACGACCAAUGGGACAGCCAACGUACCAGAUUACCUUCAAGGUCUGCUUGGGCCGAUUCCUCCCUCUACCAACGGUGCCCACAGUCAGGAUUUCAUGACGAAAUGGAGGGCCGCCGACCCAGCGGUGUACCCGGGAGCAGGAGUUGGCGAUAUCGGGCCGUACACCGCCCGAUGGGCAGACGCGGUCCUGGCUCUCGCACAAGCCUUACGGAACCUUCAGGAAGACGGCGUCACGGUGACUCCCCAGCCUCUGGACUGUGGCUGCGACGGAAGCGACUCACAGCCAUGGGCAGACGGGCCAACCAUGCUGCAGUACCUAAAACAGGUUGAGACAGACGGAGUGACCGGUAAUAUUCGCUUCGACUCAACGUCAGCCCGCUUGGACGCGGAGUACAACAUCGUGAAUUUGAAAAGCGAUGGCUGGCAGAAAGUCGGCACUUGGAACCUGACGGCGAGGUUGGACAUUCACCCCGACGCAGAUAUCAGAUUCUCCGGUGGGGCGACCACAGUCGUCCCGUACAUGUCUGACUUGAGUAACAGGACCCUGCGGGUAGUCACCAUCGCUGCAGACGGCUUCGUGGAGAUAUCAGACGUCGAUAGGGACGGUAAUAACGUAACGGGGAACGACAGAUUCCAGGGAUUUUGUAUGGAUCUUUUCUCGUGGAUGUCCACUGAGCUCGGGUUCAAGUACGAGUACUACGAAGUUGAGGAUGGACAGUACGGCCUUUACAACGCACAGACAGGAAAGUGGUCGGGACUGGUCGGAGACGUACUGGAUGGGAAAGCUGAUAUAGCCGUGGCUAUUAUGUCCAUUACUGCCCAAAGACAGGCUGAUGGUGACUUUACGCUUCCGUACUAUGACAACGGAAUCACGUUUGCCAUGAAGAAAACAGAGGCAAGGACUUCAAACACCUGGGGCUUCAUCAGUCCGUUCCAGGGAGAACUGUGGGCUACCAUACUGCUGACGGCUUUGGCGGUGGGACUCUUUCAGGGAGUGGCCAACUUCGCAACAAAAGACAUGGACGAGGAAAAUGAUGAACCUGCAAAAGAAGACGAUGACAAGGAGACGGGUUUCUGGGAGGCUGUGUGGCAGUCAUUCGUGGCUCUGGUGCAGCUGGGUCCGGAGUUCCUACCAAGGUCGUUAUCAGGCCGUAUUUCUGCGUUCUUCUGGGGAAUCGGCAUCCUUGUGGCCAUCUCGACUUACACCGCCAACCUGGCGGCUUUCCUGACCGUCAGGAACGUGGACAACUCCAUCAGCUCUGCCGAGGACCUUCUCUCACAGACGGAAAUCUCCUACGGUGCUAUAAGCACCUACUCAUCAUGGGUGAGCUUCAGGACCACCACAACCGAACCGUACCAUUCUCUGGGAGUCGCCAUGCAGGCUAAGGCAGAGUCAGUCCUCGUGGAGAACUUACAGGAGGGUGUUGAGAAGAUGCGACAGGAGAAAUAUGCGCUGUUCACCGACAGCGCUGAACUGGACUACAUGGCCAGUCGUCAGCCCUGUGACCUACAGACCAUCGGGCGGCUGUUCUGGCAGACAGGGUACGGGAUGUUUCUACCGAAGAACUCCAAGUACACCGUGGAGUUCAACCACGCUAUUGUCAGUGCAGAGGAACGGGGAGUAGUAGAUGAGCUGGACGUUAAAUGGAUCAAGAGCCAGGAGUGUUCCGGUACGGACCAGACUGUACUGGAAUCCUCUGUGAUCGGACUACAGGACAUGUUGGGUGUGUUCGUGCUGGUGUAUGGAGGCAUGGCGCUGGCUCUCAUUGUUCUCAUCUGUGAAUUCAUCCACUCCUGUAACCGAGAUGCGAAGAAAUCAGACCCCCAUAAGCCUAUGACAGUCACAGAGGCAGUGAAGACACGUCUGAAGAGGAUAUUCUCCCGUCGGAAGAACAGCAGCGUCAAGACCCAGCAGGUCCACCCUUCUCACAUCCACCCGAACACCGCCUUCAUCGUGGACCUGGAGCAGGAUUAACCCUCGUCCUGCUAGACUUUUUUACACAAUAUUUUCAAGUAAUUUGAAGUCUUAAUCAGGUCACAGACCCUUGACUUUUUUUUUUGCUCUGCGGCGGCGUAGUUACUUCCGCAUUCGUUGCGUUUCGCUGCGGUGUGCUGUGUUGAACGAGAAACACCCCCAAAUCGCACAUACACAGGGCACUAUAUAGAUGGCCAUAGAUGGUACUAUAUGUGCAACCCAUAUAUGCAUGGGUCCCGCAGCUUUUACAUUAUAGAAGACGUGCCUUUCUGUUAGGCAUAAGAAAAUCGAUGUUGUGUUUCCUGUUACGGUCCUAAAUGUGUCUUUGUUUAAAUUUUAGCCAAAGCCAUCCAACAAGGGCAGUUAACACUAGAAAGAUAACAUUUGCAAAGCAAAUGCAUAAUGUUUCCUUCGCAUAUGAUCUGCUCUGUUAAUUUUGAUGUGUGGGAGUAUGACAGGGGCUAGCCUGUAUAUACGCCCUAGCUAGCUAAAUAUUUGCCAGCUGAAUGACCAAUAGGUAUGCCCGACGCAUUUCUGAUCAUAUAAUGUCUGGUACGAUUGGUUCAAUUUCUAUUGCCUCUGGCCAAUCAGAAUUCAAUUACGUAAUACUAUGUAUACAUGGAUAAAUCAAUUCGAGUUCAUGUUUAGCCUACAUGCUCAGUAAUGAUUGGCCAGCGUAACAUUUAUUGACCAAUGUAUGUGCAGCUACCAUGGCGUUGAAUAAAAUUACAGCAUUUAU
Branchiostoma belcheri (Belcher's lancelet) is the source of this 3541-nucleotide messenger RNA. RefSeq names its product glutamate receptor 2-like. Lineage: Eukaryota; Metazoa; Chordata; Leptocardii; Amphioxiformes; Branchiostomatidae. Gene Ontology annotation, biological process: synaptic transmission, glutamatergic; monoatomic ion transport; modulation of chemical synaptic transmission. The coding region runs from base 1 to 2802 and encodes 933 amino acids. Gene Ontology annotation, cellular component: dendritic spine; AMPA glutamate receptor complex; postsynaptic membrane. The transcript has 20 exons. Gene Ontology annotation, molecular function: AMPA glutamate receptor activity; transmitter-gated monoatomic ion channel activity involved in regulation of postsynaptic membrane potential. The record is from RefSeq and is a predicted model, not a curated record.